AAGUGAAUAUAUUAUUACUUGGAGAGACUGGUGUAGGAAAAUCUACAUUUAUAAAUGCACUCUAUAAUUAUCUUAGAUUUGACACUUUAGAUGAUGCGUUACUUGGGCAUAUGGAAAUACUAAUCCCAUCAAAAUUUACGAUAACAGAUGAGAAUUAUGAUCUUAGAACUAUAAAACUUGGUGAUGAUUCAAACGAAAAUUUAGAAAAUGUUGGAAUGUCAGCUACUCAAUCAUGUAGAGAAUAUCAAUUUAACUUGGGAGAUGUGAUUGUAAGAUUUAUUGAUAGUCCCGGAAUAGGAGACACAAGAGGUAUUGAUAAAGACAAGGAAAACUUUGAAAAUAUUCUUAAAUUUAUUAGCAAUUACGAAUAUCUGAAUGGGAUUUGUAUCCUUCUCAAACCAAAUAAUGCACGAUUGACUAUAUUAUUUAAAUUUUGUAUACAAGAACUAUUAUCUCAUUUACAUAAAAAUGCCAAAGAUAAUAUUGUUUUCUGUUUUACUAAUUGCAGAGGAACACUCUAUCGUCCAGGUGACACAUUACCUGCACUUAAAGAGCAACUCCAUAGACUUGAGCAAAGAUCUGGCGUUCAAAUAAAAACAAACAAAGAAACUAUGUACUGUUUUGACAAUGAAUCAUUUCGGUUUCUAGCUGCAUCUAAGAAUGGUGUAAACUUUGGUGAAAUGGAUAAAACAAGCUUUACAGAAAGUUGGAAAAGAUCUGUUGCUGAAUCUGUAAGUCUUCUUCACUAUCUUGGAUUCCGUGACCCUCAUAAAGUACAAGACACUUUAACACUCAAUGAAGCUAGAAAGAUAGUAUUACAUCUUGCUAAACCUCUUGCAAGCAUGGAACAGAAUAUUCAAACAAAUAUUAAACUCAUUAAAGAUCAACAAAAGGAGAUUGAUAGCUGCACUGAAUCUAUUAAAGAUCUUCAAACAAGAUUACUUAUCCCACAGCAAUUCCCUGAAACAAUAGAACUAGGAUAUCCUAGAACUAUAUGCACUCAAUGCAACCGCGAGGUAGUAAAUGGGCAAGUAAACUACAAAUCUCAUUGUCACAAGCAUUGUUAUUUGAAUGGAGUCGAGGUUGAAUUGCUUAAUAAUGUAAAAUUAUUGGAUUGUUGGGCUAUUCAAAAUGAUGGAACUUAUCGUGUAUGUGGUUGUAGAUAUGCAGUACAUAUGCAUAUAACUUAUGAUAUUGGUUUCAAAACUCAAUAUGUUGUUGAUAAGAGUGUGGAAAAACAGAUUAGUGAUAAAAAAUCGUUUCAAGAAGCCAAGAAAAAAAGUGAACAAAAGAAGAUAGCUGAAAUUAAUGUUUGCUUUGCGAAAUUUCUAAGACAAAGUGCAAUAGCCACAUUUAAUGAUUCAUAUGCUGAAUACCUAGAUCAUUUCAUACGUGAAGAAAAAAUCAAGAAAGCUGCAUGCCCUCAUGGUGGUAAUGAUGCAGUUAUCGAAGCACUUGAAAAUACGAAAAGAGAGUAUCUAGAAAAGAUUAAAAUUAUAAAAGAAGCAAUCGCAACUAAUGAUCCUUCUGAAUAUGUAAUCACUCCAGAAGAUAUAAAGAAAUAUGAAAAUGACUUGUAUAAUUUGAAAAUCAAUGGGGUAACCUUGAAAAAUAUGAAAUAUGUGGCAGAACGUAGUCAAGCUCGCGCAUUUAGACAAUAUCAAUCUAAGACUAAUAAUGUUUAUAGAAAUGCAUACAAAUCAGUAUCUAAACUUUUUAACCGAGUAUUUACAUUUAAACCAAAAGAUGAUAAUUAUGCCGAUUCAGAUUAUACUAAUAAUUAUGCCAUUGUGAAGUAUUCACAAAAUGAUGCCAAUAACGUUGAUAAUAGUGAUAUUGAUAAUGCCCUUGUUAAGUUGUCACUAGCAGAUGAUGAUUACAAUAAUUACAUAGAUCGUCAUUAUAAUCAUUAUACUAAUUCGAAUUAUACUGAUAAUUAUGCUAUUGUGAAAGUUCCAACACAAAUUAAGUCCAAAUAUUUAGCACUUGAUUAUUUCUCUUCGGAAUAA
Molecule: messenger RNA, 2009 nt
Organism: Cetraspora pellucida
Lineage: Eukaryota; Fungi; Glomeromycota; Glomeromycetes; Diversisporales; Gigasporaceae
Source: the annotation of a GenBank genome assembly